Molecule: messenger RNA, 1632 nt
Organism: Molossus molossus (Pallas's mastiff bat)
Lineage: Eukaryota; Metazoa; Chordata; Mammalia; Chiroptera; Molossidae
Gene: MEIKIN
Product: meiotic kinetochore factor
Exons: 14
Coding region: 1-1632 (543 amino acids)
Biological process (GO): male meiosis chromosome segregation; female meiosis chromosome segregation; homologous chromosome segregation
Cellular component (GO): kinetochore
Source: RefSeq, a predicted model, not a curated record
AUGUGGCCGCUACGGGUCUAUACCCGCAAGAAGAGAGCCGGCCAGAGACUCAACCUGACCCCAACGCCAGACCUAGGCCCAUCGGUGAUGGCAGAAGCACCCCCAGGCCCAAGCCGAAGGCUCGCUGCCCACUGCCUCAAAGGAAAUGGCAAAGUUCGCGAUUUGCAGAAGAUCUCCGAGAAAGUGGAGCGGAGUGGGCAGGGUAGUAGCUCCUCAGGACUGCCCAGCUCUCAGUCAGGAAUUGCAGGAGAGAAGAGCCUGCAAGAAAGUAGCACUGGAAAAGAAGAGACCGAGGAUGACAAGGUUGCUCCAUUGAGGGAGUCAGUGACUGAUGCCCUCCAGGUGGACAGUAGUUCAUCAACUGAUGAACUAGUAUCAGGACCAAGUUCACAGCAUGAUAUUUCUGGUUCUCUUCUGAGCUAUUCAGACACAGAUUAUUAUACAGAAUACAAGAGUUUUGAAGAGAAUUUAAGUAGCUUCCCAUCACCUGAACUCUUCAGAGGAUCACAUUAUUUAGAUUGGGAAUGUCCCAAGUUGGAAGAAUACAUGCAAUGCAAGAAUUCCACUUUUCUGGAUAGCAGUAAAGUAGUAGCAAUAGAGAAGGCACCGCAGUUUUCAAACCUCUCUUCAAUUUUAGCUACUUCUUCAGAAGACUAUCAGAAAUGCCAUAGAAAAAUACUGAUGAUGUUAGCAGAUGAAAAUAUUUCUCCUAAACCAAAGAGUACUUCAAAUUCAGAAUCAGAUAAUGCAGCUUGUGAAGUACUUGCUGAAAAAACUUACCCUUUAACCCAUGAAAAAACAAAGAAAAAACCUGGAAAAGAUCCUGAACCUACAGAAACAAAUUUUCAAACAAAGUUAAGCUCUCAUCUAAAAAUCAAGGUUCCAUCACCUCAGCAGAGGUCUGUGCUUGAAAGCAAUGCAAGUAGUAAAUCAGUCACCAAAGUUCUGUUGCCUCAGCCCCUGGAACCUGCAUUGAAUACAAAUCUCACUACUCCUGAUAAGAAAAUCAGAGGCCUGUUAACAAGUACUCCGACUUCGCAAACAGCUAGUUUAGAGAUUGAUCUGUCCUCAGUACAAAAAGCGUCUUUGGAGGAAUUAUUUCCAAAUGUCAGCAACUUUGUUAAUUCAGAUGAAAUUGUUCCUAUGUCAAAUUUACAAGGAAAUUCUUCAAAAGAGGUUGCUUUAAACACAUCAGAAAUAUGUUGUAUUAUUAGAGCAUCACCAGGAACUAGACAAGUGAAAAGUAAAGGUGUUAUUGUAAAGAAGAAGAAAUAUUCCCUUCCUAAAGAUAUUCCUCAAGCUCUUACAAGGGACGAAUUCCUGGUGCCAGGGUUCGCGGAGUUAGUCGAAAACUCGGAGGAUACCUGCCCGCAGCGUCUCUUGGGAGUCACAGCGGUGGCGGGUGUCAUGGCAGGGUCCUUCAUCAGACCACAAGAGCCAGCCCCACGCUGUCAAGUUCAGAGUUCACACUUCCCGAGACCCAGCACGGGCAGGCCUGUGGCGGCGGGCUCCAAGUCCAGCCUACGCCCCGGCCCCACGGGUAAUGCUCACGCACCCGCGCCUUCUCUGCUCCGCGGACCGUGGACUCCGCCAGGCGCCGGGUGGAGGUGCGAAGCCACGAAGCCGAGAUGA